UUUUUUUUUGACAUUCAAAGGGUGGGAGGGGACGAUCAGUGUAGUAACUCCCUCUUGGGCAUGACCAUAGGAGCUCCCUAUCUGCUAAUAGAAGGUCCGGUUCGAGCCAUAGCUACCGUCCUUGAGAACGGGCAGACACCACGUCAUCACUUGGUGCACGGCGGCGAGAAAUCCCCCUCUUCGAUCCACAUACGGUUCAAAAUAAAGCCUAUUAAUGCCACCACCGGAUACCGGCACAAAUGUGUCUCUCGGGGCACGAACCGACGCAGGUGUUAAAGAGAGAUAGUGGCUCCCACCAAUAGCACUACCAUCUAGGCGGUCCUGAAUGUAUGGUUGGAUCCUUCCUUGGUCUUGCCUUCUAGGCUAAGUUCUUCUAAACUUAACUUAUUAAUAGUUUUGUGUGUUUUGUUCCUUUUUUUUUUUAGAAUUUUUGUUAAAUUUAUAUAAUUUUUUAUUUUUGUUAAAUUUACGUAAUUUUUUUAAAUUAAUCAUACGUCUCGUUAAGAGAAGUCUAAAAAAAACAAAAAAAUAUUUCGACAACGAAGAAAUUGGUGGUUUAGAGCAUUGGAAAGUAAUGUGACUUCUGCUUUUGAGAUAGGAUCAGAUAUUGGAACUGUUUGUAACACUUGGAAUCACAAUCUCUCUCUCUCUCUCUCUCAGAGUUCUGAUCCAGCUUCUCACUUUCUGGCGAAAACACCCCGAAUACUGAAGAGUAACUGCAAAUCCGUAGUUCUUACUACCUCGGCCGUAGUACUGACACCCGAAUUUCCGGCGGAAGAUCUAGUACCCCGAAUUCUGGUCACGGUUCUCCCUGUUAAUGCAACGUUUUUGCUUCUCCAUUCCUCUCAAAAUUGCUAAGAAAAUAGUCAAGGAUCAUCCGAUUACUCUCAUGGCUGAAGCUUUUGCAGCUUGCACCCAACCUAUCUGCGACAUUGGGAAGUGUUUAUGGGCUCGUAUUGCAACACGCAUCAAUUAUGCCAGAAAGUUGUCGAAGAAUAGGAAACUGCUCUGUGAAAAAGCACAUGACUUGAGUCUCAAACGAAAGGAUAUUGUUGCUGAAAUUGAAAGAUCAAAUCUGCAAAAAAUUGCAACGAAUGAAUGUGAUGAUUGGAUAGGAAAGGUGCAAGAGAUGGAAAACAAAGUUGGGACUAUACAGCCAGAGUUGAAUGAGGAGAAGAGAUGUGUUGGGGGAUUAUGUCUUGACAUUUUUGCUCGUAUCAAGCUUGGUAAGCGAGUUGUAAAUAUGAUCGAUGACAUUAACGAACUCCUAGAUAAGUCCAAGUUUGAAAGAGGAUUUCUUGUUGACGCACCAGUAGCCACAGUUGAGAAUCAACCAGACCCCCCUUCAACAUUAGCAGAAUCCGCAAAUCGUACACUUGACAUGGUACUUGACAAAAUUCAACACAAUAGCACCCUAAAGAUUGGUAUUUGGGGAAUGGGCGGGGUGGGGAAGACAACUAUUUUGAGACUCUUGAAUAACACACCCGAAAUUGCAAGAAUAUUUAAUUUCGUGAUAUGGGUGACUGUCUCAAAAUCUCAAAGCAUUAGAAUGAUACAAGAAGAAGUUGGGCAGCGUUUAUCAGUAGAAAUAACGAAGGGUGAGUCUGAUGACAGAGUAGCAAUUAAAUUGCGUCAGAGACUUAACGGCAAGAAGUACCUAUUACUUUUAGAUGAUGUUUGGAAUAUGGUGGAUUUAGAUGCUGUAGGGAUACCAAAUCCCAAUCAGAACAAUGGUUGCAAAGUUGUUUUAACAACUAGAAAGUUCGAAGUUUGUCGUCAGAUGGGAACUGAUGUUGAGAUCAAGGUGAAGGUUUUGCCAGAAGAGGAAGCUCAGGAGAUGUUUUACACAAAUGUGGGAGAUGUCGUGAGGCUUCCCACCAUCAAACAGCUUGCUGAAAGCAUUGUCACAGAGUGCGAUGGCUUGCCACUUGGGCUAAAGGUUGUAAGUGGUGCGUUACGGAAGGAGGAAGAUGUGAAUGUUUGGGAGAAUUUCUUGAGGGAAUUAAGGUCACCUGCUACGUCUUUCAUUAAAGACUUGAAUGAAAAGGUGUUCAACAUACUAAAGGUUAGCUACGACCACUUAGAAGAUACUCAAAAAAAGCAAUGUCUUUUAUUUUGUGGAUUGUAUCCAGAAGACUCCGAAAUUAAGAAUUCUGAAUUGAUAGGAUAUUGGAGAGCCGAGAGGAUUCUUUCUAGGGAACUUACUUUGCAUGAGGCACAUGUUAAGGGACAUGCAAUAUUGCGAGCUCUCAUAGAUUCGUCUUUGCUGGAAAAAUGCAAUGGAGAUGACUAUGUGAAGAUGCACGAUGUUGUUCGAGACUUGGUUUUGGCAAUGACUUCCCCAAAAGGAGAAGAACCCCAACAUCUAGUGAGAGCCGGAAUUUCUUCAGAGAAGAUUCCAGAUGCGGUGGAAUGGGAAAAGGCAACAAGAAUAUCGUUUAUCAAUCAUGACUUGCGCAAUUUACCGGAAUCACCAGACUGUCCAGCGCUCGUGACAUUGUUGCUUCAAGGAAAUGGCUAUUUAGGGGUGAUACCAGAAACUUUUUUUAAAAACAUGCCUAACCUCAAAGUUUUGGAUCUGUCACACACCGGCAUCAAAUCAUUGCCAACUUCAAUAUCUAAAUUGGAAAGUCUUCGAGAACUAGUGCUUUUAGAUUGCUACUCUUUGGAAGCUCUCCCUGCUGGAGUGAUAUGCAAACUGUCUCAGAUUGAAGUAUUUAAACUUUUUAAAAUUAGUCCAGGUACAAGUGAGCUGAGUGAUGGAAGUGCAGAGAUUGUUGCGAAAGAACUAAGCGAGUUGAGCUCACUUUCUUGCCUUGAAUUUGACUUCCGGAGAGUGGGUAAUCUGCACAACUUCCUUGAAAAUAGCAGAUCAUGGAAAGAGGGAAGAUUGACGCAAUUCUGGUUCUUUGUUGGAGAUUAUAGGCCCUUAUUCCGUCCGUUUUGGUUUAGUGGGUAUAAUAUGUGUCUAUUUUAUGACGGACGAGAAGAAAGGAGUAGCGGCCUUCCCUCAACCAUACAGGAUGUACUUAGGCGUUCAAAUUAUUUUGGAUUGAGGGGUCAUGAAAAACUUAAUACUCUUUUAGAAGUAGGUGCGCACAACACGUAUGAAUUGAGAUGUUGCGUGAUUCGAGAAUGUGUCGCGCUUCAAGACAUCGUCAACAGAAAUGGUCUAGAAAUGGGCGCUUUUCCAAAACUGGAAUCUUUAAUGUUGAUCGAUCUGCCGGAAUUGAAGACAAUUCUUUGUUUGGAGACGGAGGAGGGAGCAUUACUACCAGCCCUGCCACCAAAUGCAAACAUCUUUACCAACCUGAAAGAUUUGAGGCUUGAGACAUGCCCAUUAAUUAAACAGGUCUUCUCAAGUGGAUUCAUGGUUCAGCAACUGUCCAACUUGGAAGAAUUGUGUGUAGAUAAUUGUGGAGGAUCGAAGGGGAUGAUUCCAGGGGAUGAAAUUGUCGAACACGAGGCUCUGCCCAAACUGAGGAGAUUGUGGCUCUGGGACUUAUCCGAAUUUGUCAGCUUUUUCAAAGGUGUUCCCAUGCGUUGGCAAUCACUGGAGUCGGUGUCGAUAAGAAAUUGUCCGAAGCUGAGAAAACUCCCCUUCGACACUAAUAGCGCUCCUAAUUUGGAGGAAAUUAUGGGCUCUCAGGAGUGGUGGGAUGUAUUAGAGUGGGACAAUGAUGCUACCAGAUUACAAUUUCAGCCUUUUUUCGAGAAGAAUUAGUAAGCGUCCCGUCUAACAGUUUUCAAAAGGUGGGAUAUAUAUUAUAUAUUAUAAUAUAAUAUGAUGAGGCGUCAACCCAAAUUGGUUUGCAGUAGCAAUAAAUGAAGGCGGUGUGUGUAAGGGUUUGUCCAUCCUGAUGUGAGUUAUUAUAAGCUUUUAAUUAAUUAAUUAAUUAAUUGGU
Molecule: messenger RNA, 3905 nt
Organism: Rhododendron vialii
Lineage: Eukaryota; Viridiplantae; Streptophyta; Magnoliopsida; Ericales; Ericaceae
Product: disease resistance protein SUMM2-like
Exons: 3
Coding region: 818-3724 (968 amino acids)
Molecular function (GO): ADP binding; protein binding
Source: RefSeq, a predicted model, not a curated record